AUGUACCUCGAUAAACUGGCCAUAUUGUACAUGCUCGAUAAUUUUUUUAAGAGGUGUUUAGCCUUAAGCAUUUUCUGUUAGUGUAGUGGUGUCUUUAAGAUUACACUUGCUGAGUUUUCCGGUAUCAAGACUGCUGGCCACAACAAACGAAAAGUUUUACCAUAUAAUUGGCAACGACGAUGAAGAAAAUGAUCCAUUCGGGGAGAUCGAUACUGAAUUUUUCGAGAUAUUGUAUGAGUUUCGCUGGAAUUUGGCAGUACACGCUGCCGACUCGGAACGUUAUAUUGCAAAAAACAUACGCGAUGUAUAUGGUAUUAAUAAAAGCGUACUUUCCAAUGUUUACGAUUUCGAUAAACGUACAGUUCUUUCUCACCGUGGUUAACAAGAACGCAUCGGAGAAGACAGAAGAUGAAGUUUACAGAGAUUUGUCUUAUGUCGUCAUUUACAGCAUCCUGCUGGUGCAGUUUGUAGUGAUAUUUGGUCGUAAAACGAGAUCUAACUACAUGGUGUCCUUUAUCACCAAAGAAGAAACGGAUAUAUUAGCAUCGGAAGACACUCAGAUCGUGGAUUACCACCUUAGACAGAUCCGACUUUGCAGAGGUUGCAAUUGGGGUCUGUUUAUGUUUUCCUGCGGAACCGCCUCUGCAAUGGCUUUGGAAAUGUUUCUCGCUCGAGAUCAAGUAGGAAAAUUCAACCGCGAGUUUAAUGCGACGAAAGAAAAACCCUUGGUGUUCGAUUCGUAUUUCUACAAAUUGGAUAUGGAAAAGUACGCUUCUUGUUUGUUGGUGUGCAGCGUAAUAUCGCUCGUCAUCAACGUGUUCAUCAUAGUGUCGAUAAAGACGUUCUUUUUCUCGUGCAUUAUCUUCGUGCCGUCGAUUUUGAACAAACUGCAAGUCAGGUUCGUAAAAAUUAUGAACUCUGGAGACGACCUGUGGAAUGCCGUGGGAGAAAUUGUUAUGGAGCACAAGCGCAUUAUAUCGUUUGUGGAAAAUUUUAACGAAUCGAUAAAAUACCUGACCUUACUUGAAUAUCUUCUCAAUUCACUGAAUGUGGCUGCAGUUUCAAUUCAGUUUAUUAAGAACGAAGGUGAAGUGGCAGCGUCUCCAAUAUUCCAUUUUCUUUUCCUAAUUUUUCAAACUUUUGUUUUGGGAUGGAGCGCAAAUGAGAUUAAAGUACAAAGUUUGAAAUUAGCUGACGCCCUUUAUCACAGCGCGUGGUAUGAACAAAAUGAGAAAAUUAAGAAGUCGAUUCUGCUAAUGAUAAUUCGAGCCCAAAAGCCUCUCGUCUUGACCAUUGGCCCGUUUGAUGCGAUGACCACCAAUUCUGCUUUGAGGAUAAUGAAAGCUAGUUAUUCGUAUGUAUCAUUGAUGAUGAACAACUUAUGAAAAGUUCAGACAUUCUGUAACACAAAUUUUAUAUUUCAAAUCACAGCUAUGACAUUAAAGGUUUA
Molecule: messenger RNA, 1450 nt
Organism: Cylas formicarius (sweet potato weevil)
Lineage: Eukaryota; Metazoa; Arthropoda; Insecta; Coleoptera; Brentidae
Product: odorant receptor 45b-like
Exons: 6
Coding region: 180-1385 (401 amino acids)
Biological process (GO): detection of chemical stimulus involved in sensory perception of smell; sensory perception of smell
Cellular component (GO): plasma membrane
Molecular function (GO): olfactory receptor activity; odorant binding
Source: RefSeq, a predicted model, not a curated record